AUGGCUAGUGACAUUAGAAAAAUGUCUGAAACUUGUGAAAGCUGCCAAGAGAUGAAACCAAAGAAUCUACGAGAACCUCUGAAGCAACACAAAGAUGGUGAUGAACCAUGGCAGAAAAUUGGACUUGACAUUUUUCAAAUCGCAGACAAGUAUUAUCUUGUAACUGUUGAUUACUAUUCUACAUUUAUAGAAGUAGACCUCACAACUCUAACAAGCUCUCGCGUUAUUGGUCCGCUCAAGAAACAUUUUGCUCGAUAUGAUAUUCCUAGAAUGAUUGUAUCUGAUGGUGGUCCACAAUUCUCAAGCCAUGAAUUCGAAUCAUUCACUAAGACAUGGAAUAUCAUUCAUGUGACGUCAUCUCCAAUGCASCAGCAAGCCAAUGGGAAAGCUGAAGCCGCAGUAAAAUCUAUGAAAACAUUGCUCAAGACUCGUAAAGAAGGAAGUGAUCCAUAUGAAGCCCUACUGGAACAUCGUAACACUCCUCGACAGGACACUGGUCUUAGCCCUGCUGAAAUGAUGUUUAAUCGGAAAACACGCUCCUUUAUACCUACUCUUAACAAGGACACAAACAGUGACUCUAUUGAAGCAAAGCGACAAGCUCGCAAAGACAGUAUUAAGAAACACUAUGACAAKAAGUCUAAAAAUCUCUCUGAACUGGACAGUCCAUAUUCUUUCAACAUCUUGAMGGACGAAAUUGGAAAUGUGGAGAAGUUUCUAACAUACUAG
Molecule: messenger RNA, 726 nt
Organism: Exaiptasia diaphana
Lineage: Eukaryota; Metazoa; Cnidaria; Anthozoa; Actiniaria; Aiptasiidae
Exons: 1
Coding region: 1-726 (241 amino acids)
Biological process (GO): DNA integration
Molecular function (GO): nucleic acid binding
Source: RefSeq, a predicted model, not a curated record